AUGAGGGUUAGAAUUUGUCGUUGGCUCUACUUCCGGGACACUGGCCAUCAUAACCUGAGACAUCCUGCAGACUUAAGGGGAAACUCGGGAGUAGCAAACGCUGUUCGUGUCUUUAAUCUAAUCAUCUGCAUAGCAACUGCUUCACAAACAUGGAUCGGGCUCCAUUUGGCGUCACUUGAUGACGACAUCACCUUUCAUCUCGUACUGUCUAGCUUCUUCUAUCAGGGCUGUCAAGACGGACCCUGUGUCGGACCCAGUCGGAGCAGCUGCUGUAGAGAUCGCAGGCCCCUCGGCCGAGGGAGAGGCGUCAUUGGUGGCAUCAAGCUGGCUUCCCAGCCUAGUCUAGGGUCGGCUAGGUCGGCCGACGUCAGUCCGGUACCCGGCGGCGGCUAUAAGGCCAUUGUGGAUGCGGGCUCCGGCGAGGAGAGAAAAAUUAGGCGAGAGGGCAGUUGUAGAACUUGGUGUCCAUGUUAUCCGAUGACCCGACUGAUUGAGACGAGCGGGUUGGUUCGUGUCAAGGGCCAGCGUGAGAAGUCAUCCUUUCGAGAUCGUCAGGCGUGGAUAAGCCAAUGCGGCAGGGCGAAUAGGACAAUCGCGCCUCUACAACAAGCCUCUAACUUCCCAAGUUUCCUGGUCGCUUUGGGAAACAAGAUGGCUUCUUGCUUAAUCACCGUCUGCCUCGUCGCGAUCGUCGCCGCUUCUCCAGCUUUUGUACCUCGAACCACCAAUGCCACCAAGUUCGACCCCGAGCGUGGUAUCUCCCCCGGAGAAGUUCUCCUUGUAGGCCACGACCGUAGUAAGUGGAGGGAUCAACCGUCAUCUACCUUUCCUCCGAUAUUUCUCGUCUCCAUGAGAUGCAAAUCCUUGGCACAGAACGCGUCCUUGGAGGUUUUGAACCAAUAUGACUACUCGGCUAUGGUUACAGCCAGCGGCAUUUUAUCCUCGCCCCCUGAUAUUGACCACUCCCUUCUGGACUUUGAUGAGCCCACAGGAGAAACGAAGCAUUUCGAUUCCCGCCAAGCAAGCUGCGAUAUGACCACUGCCGUCGUUAUCACCAGAACCGAUAGAUUCUACGAUUGGGACCUCCAGAUGAGCCCUGUAUCGAUUGCUGGCGGCAACCCCGUUGAUAUCAGUCUGACAUCGACCUUACACUUCAGCCCGACUAUUAUCAAGGGAUUCUUGGCGGCUAACUUCGGCUUUCGGGCUCCAAGUCUUGGGCUACGGCCCAAGCCAUCAUGGUGA
This is a messenger RNA of Colletotrichum lupini, 1242 nucleotides long. RefSeq lists its product as uncharacterized. The transcript is spliced from 7 exons. The record is from RefSeq and is a predicted model, not a curated record. The coding region runs from base 1 to 1242 and encodes 413 amino acids. NCBI's taxonomy places the organism in Eukaryota, Fungi, Ascomycota, Sordariomycetes, Glomerellales, Glomerellaceae.